CAGGUCCCAACAACUACUAGAGACGAAGUGAAAGGGUAAACCCUAAUCGCCUAUCGCCGAGAGAGCUCGCUCGCUCGAUUCCUAGGGUUUCGUCUCCUCCUACUUGAUGGGGCAUCGAUGGAGACCGAGGGGGAAGGUCGAUCCCGAGGACGAAGCGAGGGAGGCGGAGCCGGCGAUCGUCCUCGGCAGCAGCGACGACGACGAGGACGACGAGGGGAACGAGGACCUCACGCUCGCGAUCUUGGAGAAGGCGCGGCAACGCGAGGCGAUGAGGCGGGGGAGCGAGGGUGGGGGCGACGCCGUGGCCUCCGCCAUGGUCGUAAACCUCUCUUCCUCCUCCGACGACGACGAGGAGGGCGAGGUCGAAGAGGGGGAGAGGACGAAGAAGACGAAAAAGUCGACGAAGAAGAAUAAGAGGGAGAAGAUGAAGAGUACGCACGUCGACGAGAGCGAGAUUCCACAGGUAGUUGGAACUGAAGAGGAACCAUUGGGAACAGCCGAAUCCGUGCUUACCGAAGUGAACGAAACAUCGGACAAUGCAGUUUUGCGGAAGCUUCUUCGAGGUCCGAGGUACUUCGAUCCCAUGGAGAGCAAAUGGGAGACUUGCUUUAAUUGUGGCGAGGAAGGUCAUGUGGCCGCGAGUUGCACGAUGGAGAAGCGGCAAAAGCCGUGCUUUGUUUGCGGGCUGUUCGGGCACAGUGCAAAGCAGUGCACGCAGGGGCAAGAUUGUUUCAUCUGUAAAAGAAGAGGGCAUAUUGCGAAGGACUGCCCCGAUAAGAAUAAAAAGAUUUCUCAGGAUUCUAAAAUAUGUCUACGAUGCGGAGAUGUAGGACAUGAUAUGUUCUCAUGUAGAAACAACUACCCACCAGAUGAUAUGAAGGAGAUACAGUGCUAUAUAUGCCAAAAGCAUGGUCAUCUAUGUUGUGCGGAGUUUGCACAUAGCAAUACAACAGAAGUCUCUUGUUAUAAUUGUGCUCAGGCCGGUCACGCUGGUUCUGGAUGUGCGAAGCCACGUGGUGAAGUUUGUGUGGAUGCGUCACCAACUCUAUGCUACAAAUGUGGUGAAGAAGGGCACUUUGCGCGCGGCUGUACAAAAAAAAUCAAGCAUGGAAAGAAAGGCGAAUCAUCAACUCCUAGUUGGAAGUCGGCAAAGGAGAAAAGAGAUUUAGUCAGUUUUAGGUCGGUGCCGCACGACAUUGGCAAAGCCAGUAAAAGAAAAUCUUUUGCACAUGAACAAAGAGAAACAACAUCAUUCAAUUCAAGAAUUAAGGGUGGUUGGAUUGUUGAUGAUCCGGGUGACCUGCCAACAAAGAGAUACAAAUCAAAAGGUUGGGCAUCUCCGUCAACGCCAGUCCAAAGGGGUCACGGAAGUCAUUACUUAGGUUCUGGUGGGAAAUAUGCUUCAAGUUCUGAGUCUUUUAAGAAGCAGAAGUCAGUUUUCGCAUCUCCCAGCUCAAACUCUUCUAAGAGUGCGCACAAGCAUGGAUAUUCGGACUCGAGAUUUGUUAACUCCCAUCUUCGUUUUGGGUGAACUUAGUUGGAAAUUCAUUUUAUUUUUUCGUUCUGCUAGACAACUCCGGAAGGAAAGAAGUUCGGAACAGGGUGUGGAGACAGAAAACCUUAUGAGACUGAGAACAAGGUUGUAUUUAUCGCAUGCUUGGGGGCUAAUUACAUCCUGUAUAUUAUGUAAUGUUUUAUGUCUCGAGCAAUUGUAGAUAGAUGAAACAAAUUUAGUAGCAGUCUUUUAAAUUUAAUUUCUUUUUUUUGGGUUUUGCGUGGUGGUUAAAUUUGCUGCAUUCCUUCCUCAAAGAAUAUUCUUCUGCAGCCUAAAAUAACCUGCUGUGAGAGAGAGAGAGAGAGAGAGAGAAAGAGAGCGAUAAAUUGCGGGAUGUAUGGUCUCUCUAGAACUGUUCUCUUUGAAUCUGAUUCACAAUUUCAAGAGAUAUGAGAACUAUUGUGCUGUUGAUUUUUUAUUAUAUGAAGAUGGUUUCCAAACA
Messenger RNA from Ananas comosus (pineapple), 1997 nucleotides. Its product is annotated as zinc finger CCHC domain-containing protein 7-like. Bases 107 to 1531 code for a protein of 474 amino acids. Lineage: Eukaryota; Viridiplantae; Streptophyta; Magnoliopsida; Poales; Bromeliaceae. The transcript is spliced from 8 exons. The record is from RefSeq and is a predicted model, not a curated record. Gene Ontology annotation, molecular function: zinc ion binding; nucleic acid binding.